Messenger RNA from Hemibagrus wyckioides, 2157 nucleotides. RefSeq names its product keratin, type II cytoskeletal 8-like. The record is from RefSeq and is a predicted model, not a curated record. Gene Ontology annotation, cellular component: keratin filament. The transcript has 9 exons. Gene Ontology annotation, biological process: keratinization; intermediate filament organization. Gene Ontology annotation, molecular function: structural constituent of skin epidermis. The coding region runs from base 97 to 1920 and encodes 607 amino acids. Lineage: Eukaryota; Metazoa; Chordata; Actinopteri; Siluriformes; Bagridae.
GUUCACCUCCACAGAGAAGGCACUCAGAGGAAACGUCCUCUUAGUAAGCUCUCUUGCCCUUACUCUCUCCACCUUCACAUUCUCUCUCCAGCAGUCAUGAGCAGGCACCACAGAACCAGCUACUCAACCAGGAGUAGUAGUGGCUACGGAAGUGGUCUCAUAAGGAAUUUCUCCAGCCAGUCCUAUACUGCACCCAGCAGCACCAGAGUGAGCUACAGUGGUGGCUAUCGCCAGGCUGGCAUUGGUAGUGGCUUUGGCUUUGGCAGUGGUUCUGGUAGCUUUGGCGGUGGUUCUGGAAGCUUUGGCAGUGGCAUUGUUGCUAGCUCAGGCUUCAGCCUCGGCAGCAGUGGUGGAAGUUUUGGAGCAGGCUAUGGUGUUGGUACAGGUAUUGGAGCUGGCUUGAGUGCAGGUAGUGGCUAUGGUGCAGGCAUUGGCUAUGGUGCAGGUGCAGGUGCUGGUUUUGGUUUAGGAGGAGGAGCAGGUGCAGGUGCAGGAGGUUUUGGCAUCCCUGGAGGUUUUGGGCCACCCCCAAUCACUGCUGUCACGGUCAACCAAAGCCUCCUUGCACCCCUUAACUUGGAGAUUGACCCCAACAUUCAGAUCGUCCGCACACAAGAAAAAGAGGAGAUCAAGACACUCAACAACCGCUUUGCUUCCUUUAUUGACAAGGUGCGUUACCUGGAGCAACAGAACAAGAUGUUGGAGACCAAGUGGAAUCUUCUUCAAGAACAGACCACAGCACGUUCCAACAUUGAUGCCAUGUUUGAGACCUACAUUUCUAACCUGCGCAGACAGAUGGAUGGCCUUGGAAGUGAGAAGAUUAAGCUGGAGGGAGACCUGAAGAACAUGCAGAGUCUGGUGGAGGACUUCAAAAACAAGUAUGAGGAUGAAAUCAACAAGCGUGCUGCUGCAGAGAAUGAAUUUGUUGUCCUGAAGAAGGAUGUCGAUGGAGCCUACAUGCAAAAGAUUGAGCUCGAAAAUAAAGUUGAUGCACUUCAGGAUGAGAUCAACUUUCUCAGAGCUGUGUAUGAUGCGGAGCUGCAGGAGCUUCAGGGACAAAUCAAGGACACAUCAGUUGUUGUCGAGAUGGACAACAGUCGCAUCCUGGACAUGGAUGCCAUUUUGGCUGAGGUCCGUUCUCAGUAUGAGGACAUUGCCAAUCGCAGUCGUGCUGAGGCCGAGUCGUGGUACAAGCAGAAGUUUGAGGAAAUGCAGACAUCUGCUGGCAUCUAUGGUGCUGACCUUCGCAACACCAAAGCUGAGCUUGCAGAUCUCAACCGCAUGAUCACACGACUCCAGAAUGAAAUUGAAUCAGUCAAGGGACAGCGUGUCAGCUUGGAGUCACAGAUUGCUGAGGCUGAGCAACGAGGCGAAGUGGCAGUGAAGGAUGCUAAACAACGUCUUAGGGAACUAGAAGAUGCUCUGCAGAGAGCUAAGCAGGACAUGGCCCAACAAGUGCGUGAAUACCAGGAGCUCAUGAAUGUCAAACUGGCACUGGACAUUGAAAUUGCCACCUACAGAAAACUCCUGGAAGGAGAGGAAUCCAGGAUUGCCUCUGGUGGAGGAUCUGCAACAGUCCACAUUCAGGAAACCAUCACUGGCGGUGGUUCUGGAUAUGGUGGUGGUUUCGGUGGCGGAUCGGGUGGCGGUUUCGGCAUCGGUAUAGGCAGUGGUUUGGGUGGCGGAUUGAGUGGUGGUUUGGGUGGCGGAUUGAGUGGUGGUUUCGGUGGCGGAUUGAGUGGUGGUUUGGGUGUCGGUCUGGGAUACGGGGGAAGUUCUGGCAUUGCACUUGGUGGUGGCGGUGGCACCUUUGGUUCCGGCAUUGGCUUUGGAGGUAGCUCUGGAAUAAGUUUGGUCGGAGGCGGUGGUGGAUAUUCCAUGUCUCGUUCCUCUACAGUGUCCAAAUCCAUGCGCCGCUAAGCAUCCUGUGUCCAUGCAGUCCAUCCAGGUCUACCUCCGGAUAUACCCUUUACUGAAUUGCCUUGGGGAACCAAAAAAUUGUAAAAAAAAAAAAAAAAAAAGCCAUAACAUCGCCAUCUGUCAUUCAGAACCCCUUUCCUUACCAUUACCACAACUCAUCCCCAUUUAUCCCUUCUAUGUCCAGCUCACACUAUAGUUAUUUAAAGAGCAUCUAUUGACCUGCAUCAAAUGAAUAAA